GUGAGAGGACGACUACGUCACAACAACCGCUAUGGACAUCACUUUCGAUAGAUCACAUGGACCAGAAGCAGACGAACUCGACUCUCACAGAAAAGAUAUCGAACCUCAGCAGCCAGAGCCUCAUAUACAAUUCUACACUCGUCGCCAAUCGCUUUGCCGAGAGAAACGAACGAAUUAAAAAAUGGUGCACCAAACCAGAAUACGACAAAGCGAUCCAAGAACUAAGAAAGAAGCCAAUCAUAAGGAUUGCUGGAGGAAAACUUGAAUGGUGCAGUGUUCCUAAAGUGGGUUCUACUUAUAUGAAAGGUCUGACUAACAACCUGUUUGGGGAAAAACCUCUGUUCAUAAGAAAACCAAAAAAGAACGUCGAUGGUGUGAAAAGGUUCUUCUUUGUGAGGGAACCUUACUCAAGAUUAGUCUCCGGCUACUUGGGGAAAAUCGCCACCCACCCUGUAUGGUGGAAUACUCUAGGCGCGUACAUGACAGCUUAUUUCAAACCACUAAAAGAUAGAUACAAGCCUAAGUGUGGUCAUAAUGUAACCUUCCCGGAGUUCAUUAAGUAUUUUAUACACUCCGAAGAGACAGGGAGGAAGCAAAACAUACAUUUCAUUCCCAUCAACAGGAUCUGUGACAGCUGUGUUGGGAAGUACGACUACAUUGGCCACCUGGAAACCAUCAGCGACGAUCUGAAGUAUAUCUUUCAGACCGUCAAUGAGAGUCAAGACACGUCUGUUUUGGACUCCGAUGCCAUGACAAUCUCGGGUAAAUGUAAAUCUGUAGUUAAAGAUUUCUACGGACAGCGGUACGCCAGGUGUCUAAGCCUGUGCGACGCCAUGAAAAAGGUGUGGUGGUCCUUUCACGUCAGAGGGCUGAUCUCCAAAGACAUCGAAUUUCCAAUCGAUGAGGAUUCUUGCGAUCAAACAACAGGGGCACAUUUUGCCUCACUCGCGUUGAAAGCCAACGCCGAGUCGAGAGGGAAAUUUGAUAAACGUGGGCAAAAACGAGAGUUCUUGAUAUCUUUGUAUAGCCAAGUACCCUUGGAAGACAGAGUGAAAGUUAAAGAACUGCUGGCUCAAGACUUCAAUUUAUUUGGAUAUGACGCACAGCCGGAUUACGUGUUCCCACAGUCAGAGGAAAAUACACAAACAAGAACGUGACAGCUUUGUAGGGUCGUUUCUUGGGUUUUUUUUUAGGAACUAUAAUAAUACUAUUACGUGUAUGUUCUUUUACCCAAGUGUUAUCAUGUCAGAGAGGAUUGAAUCAUAUAAUUAAUGAAUUUCAUUACCACGCUUGCCUUCUUUUACACAGACACACACAGAC
Molecule: messenger RNA, 1320 nt
Organism: Aplysia californica (California sea hare)
Lineage: Eukaryota; Metazoa; Mollusca; Gastropoda; Aplysiida; Aplysiidae
Exons: 1
Coding region: 57-1157 (366 amino acids)
Biological process (GO): carbohydrate biosynthetic process
Cellular component (GO): membrane
Molecular function (GO): sulfotransferase activity
Source: RefSeq, a predicted model, not a curated record